Molecule: messenger RNA, 2046 nt
Organism: Nilaparvata lugens (brown planthopper)
Lineage: Eukaryota; Metazoa; Arthropoda; Insecta; Hemiptera; Delphacidae
Product: FAD-dependent oxidoreductase domain-containing protein 1
Exons: 9
Coding region: 336-1907 (523 amino acids)
Cellular component (GO): cytoplasm
Molecular function (GO): oxidoreductase activity
Source: RefSeq, a predicted model, not a curated record
GAUUACAAGUUUUCAUUCUGUACCUAUUCUGUGUCUGUACUGUAUUUAUUCUGUGGCUGAACAUGCCGAAGCCGAAGGCCGAAGUGUGUUAUUUGAAGUUGUAAAAGGUUAUCAAUUUAAUUGUUUUUUUUAUCCUAAUCACGACACUACUCAGACCCUCUUUUAUAAGCUGAUAAGAGAGCAAAAUAUUUACGACCACGUGCAAAUUGAUAAUGGUUUCUAUUUUUGAGUUCAGUUUUAGUUGGUCGUAAUCAGUGCAUUGUAGAUUUAGGUUAUGAUAUAAACAAUACUUAUUUUGUAUUUAUCUUUUAUUGUUUAAAUAUUAUUAAAUCGUAAUGCGGAUUGCAUUAAAUACAUGUUUAGUACGUCUAGGACCUAAAAGUAAUGUUGUUAAGAACUUUUACAGUUUGCUGAAUAAUAGGAAAUCAAUUUUUCGUUGUUAUUCAAGUACAUAUAAUGAUGAAACUAGCAGAAACAAACCUCAAUACUCUAACAAACCUCCUGAAAAUCCCUUACAUAGAGUUGGAAAAAUGAUUAAAAGUUCUUUUAAAGAAAUGUUUGAUAAUUUAAACGACCCUGAUGGUGAAUACUCAACUGGGAACAAUAAACUGUUUCCAUCUCACUGUGAUGUAGUCAUCAUCGGUGGAGGUGGCAUAGGAUCUUCCAUUGCGUAUUGGCUCAAACAGCGUGCUAAAUCAGGGCUGAAAGUAGUUGUCGUUGAAAGGGAUCCUACGGUAAAUAAUGAACUUCCUAUUGAGUAUCGGGAUUGCUCCACAUCUUUAUCAGUUGGUGGACUUCGACAACAGUUCUCCUUGGAAGAGAACAUACAAAUGUCAGUAUUUGGAGCUAAAUUCCUUAGGAAUAUAGAGGAUUAUCUGGAAGUUCCAAAUGUAGACAUUCCUAAUGUCAAUUUCACACCACAUGGCUACCUAUUCAUGGCAACGGAAGCCAGUGCGCAAAUAUUAAAGGAAAAUGCAGCACUGCAGGCAAGUUUAGGAGCCAAAAAUCAGUUGAUGACACCUGAAAUGCUAAAGAAAAAAUUUCCAUGGUUGAACACAGAUGGCAUCGCACUUGCUUGUCUUGGCCUUGAAAACGAAGGCUGGUUUGACCCGUGGCUUCUGCUGCAAGCACUGCGUAAGAAGGCGCAAUACUAUGGCGCAGAAUAUGUGGAAGGCGAAGUGGUCGGCUUCGGCUCACAAGUCAGUAGAGAUGCAGUCCACGCCGUCUAUGGCAGAGGAGACUUUGAUAAUUUGAAGAAUAUACAGGUGCAACUUGCUGACGGGGAAGUGAGACAGAUAAAUUUCGCGGUGGCCGUGAUAGCCGCCGGGCCGCAUUCAGGCAAAGUGGCCCAACUGGCUGGCAUUGGUUCCGACUCAAAGUUCCGUGAAACUGCUCUGCCAGUCGAGCCCAGGAAGAGGUACGUGUACUGUUUCCACUGUCCGGAUGGCCCUGGCUUAAAUACGCCUCUCACUAUCGAUCCUAAUCAUGUUUACUUCAGGCGAGAAGGACUCGGUGGAAACUAUAUAUGUGGACGAUCUCCAAGCCCUGAAGAAGAACCAGAUGUUUCAAACCUUGAAGUUGAUCACAGCUACUUUGAAGAGAAGGUUUGGCCAGCUCUAGCCAGCAGAGUUCCAGCUUUUGAAAAACUCAAGGUCACUGGUUCUUGGGCAGGCUACUACGAUUUCAAUACAUUUGAUGAGAAUGUAAUCAUCGGUCAUCAUCCAUACUAUUCAAAUCUAAUGAUGUGCACAGGUUGUAGUGGUCACGGAAUACAACAAGCACCAGCAUUGGGAAGAGCGAUGAUGGAACUUAUAAUUGAUGGAAGAUAUUCUUCAAUCGAUUUAAGUAGACUGGGCUUUGAAAGGCUCUUAACCAACGAGCCUAUGCUAGAAAGGAAUAUUGUCUGAUUUAGGGAAUCUAUUGCAGCUUAGUGUACAAAAAACUUGAUUAGUUGUAUAUAUUUUAUUGAGAGCAUUAUUCUUGAGUGAAAAAUAUGUUGUAAAUUUAUUUGUACAGGACAAGCAAAUAAAAUUAAGUUUGUCGUAA